This is a messenger RNA of Anastrepha obliqua, 1668 nucleotides long. It is a transcript of the gene Alp6, whose product is annotated as membrane-bound alkaline phosphatase. Gene Ontology annotation, biological process: dephosphorylation. Gene Ontology annotation, molecular function: alkaline phosphatase activity. The transcript is spliced from 3 exons. The coding region runs from base 61 to 1629 and encodes 522 amino acids. Lineage: Eukaryota; Metazoa; Arthropoda; Insecta; Diptera; Tephritidae. The record is from RefSeq and is a predicted model, not a curated record.
UCUCAAACCACACAAAAGCCGCAAUCUUAACGCGAAAGUUUUCAAAAUAAUAACGUAGAAAUGCUUAUAAGAUUCCUGUACGCCUUAACUUUGACGGGCCUAUUGGUGUGCUCGGCGUUAGCACGUGACAAAGCACAUCCCCGCAGCAGCAGCUCAACUCGAUUGGGCUCCGCAUCUCACCUCACAAACGAAGCCGAACGCAAUGCAAGCUAUUGGAUCGAGAAGGCACAGAAUACACUCAGCAACAAAAUCCUACAGGCAUCGCAGCUGAGUUCGGAACGUGUGGCUAAGAAUAUCAUCUUCUUCCUGGGCGAUGGCAUGUCCGUGCACACAAUCACGGCCGCACGCAAUUUAAUGGGUGAUAGCGCCAAUCAGGUGUCUUUUGAGAAAUUCCCCUAUCUCGGCUUAUCAAAGACAUACUGCGUAGACCGGCAAGUAGCCGAUUCAGCGUGUACGGCUACCGCCUAUUUGGGUGGUGUGAAAGCCAACUACGGCACUAUAGGUGUGAAUGCCAAAGUCAAGCGUUACGAUUGCACCACAGGACAAAAUCCCGAUAACUUUGUCGAGAGCAUUGCCAAGUGGGUGCAAGAUGCUGGCAAAGAUGCUGGUCUGGUGACAACAGCACGCGUGACACAUGCUUCACCGGCUGGCAUGUACGCACAUACCGCCAAUCGUAAUUGGGAAAAUGAUGCAACGAUAAUCGAGAAUGGCUGCAGUGCCAAGGAUAACGUGGAUAUAGCACGCCAACUGGUGGAAUGGGAUGUUGGUAAGAAUUUGAAGGUGGUGAUGGGCGGUGGUAGGCGCCACUUUAUUAACACCACUGUCAACGAUGAAGAAGGUCUGGCGGGCCAUCGUACUGAUGGACGCAAUCUGAUCCAGGAUUGGUUGAAGGAAAAGCAAACAAAUAAUAAACAGGCAGCAUACGUUUGGAGCAAGAAGGGUUUGAGUUUGGUGGAUUUGGAUAAAACUGAAUAUCUUUUGGGCUUAUUUGCAAAUUCACACUGUCCCUACAAUGGAGAUUUGGAGCGCACCAACUACAAACUUGUGAAACCAUCGCUAACAGAGAUGACCGAGGCUGCAAUUAAGGUGUUGCGAAAGAACAAUAACGGUUAUUUCCUCUUUGUGGAAGGUGCACGCAUCGAUAUGGCACAUCACGAAACCUGGGCACGUAUAUCCCUGGAGGAUACAGUGGAGUUUUCACGCGCUAUUGAGCUUGCCCGAAAUAUGACUUCGGAAGAGGACACACUCAUCGUAGUGACUUCGGAUCACUCGCACACCAUGACCAUCAAUGGUUAUCCAUAUCGCGAUCAACCAAUUACUGGCUUGUCUAACAAGUUAGCCGACGAUGGUUUGCCUUUCACCAUUUUGUCUUACGCCAAUGGACCAGGUUACUACACUGCAUACAAUGAUAAAACUGGUCGCAGCGAGAUCACCGACGAUCAGACAAAAGAUGUAAAUUUUGAAUAUCCCGCCACUGUGCCUUUAUCCUCGGAGACUCAUGGUGGUGAUGAUGUAGGCGUGUUCGCUUCCGGGCCAUUUGCUCAAUACUUCAGCGGCAAUUACGAGCAAUCAAAUAUACCAGCUAUGAUGGCGCGCGCACUUAAUAUUGGACCAUUCGCUAAUAUUUAAUUUAUUUUUUAAUAAAAAAAUAGUAUUUUGUUGACAUUU